This is a messenger RNA of Fusarium keratoplasticum, 756 nucleotides long. RefSeq lists its product as uncharacterized. The record is from RefSeq and is a predicted model, not a curated record. Bases 1 to 756 code for a protein of 251 amino acids. NCBI's taxonomy places the organism in Eukaryota, Fungi, Ascomycota, Sordariomycetes, Hypocreales, Nectriaceae. The transcript is spliced from 3 exons.
AUGAGUGACGAGCGUAUCUACCCCGCGUGGGUUUAUUGCACCCAUGGCUUCUGGUAUCAGGGGUAUUGGUGCUGUCGGGAUGAACAGUGCCAAUAUCGAUACGAGCCGGUGGCCGCAGAGACCGCAGACCCCUCUCGAACGUAUGAUACUGCAGGCCACGACGGAUAUGGCUUGGCCGCGGGGUCUGGUGCUGAUGGAGAGAACGGUUUGGGUGACGGGACCUUCGGGUAUGGAGGAGCCACUGCCUAUGAUGGAUGGCGAGGCAACCAUCAACCUGGCAGCCAGCAAGGCCAAGAUGCGUACCAGUAUGGUGCCCAACAGUACGACAACUACCAGCACGACGACUACCAGCAGGAGUAUCACUGGUAUAACAACCAGGACGACGGCCAGCAAAGCGGUUACCAGGAGGACGUUGGUCGGGGCGACUAUCGUUACCCGCCGAACGCCCAGCAACCAGUCCCUCCGUCAGAUGCAGCUACCACGGGGAGUGGGUCAAGUGCUUCCCAGACACACUCGGCCCCGGACGACGGCGCUAGCAUGGUCGGGAAUGCUGACGAAGAUACCGAAGACAGGACCUGGUCGUAUCUCCAGGAAGACAACAGGGACGAUCAAGAUGUCGACGAGGUCAUGAACUUGUUUCCCGAGUGUCCUGUUGGCGACAUUCACUACCCACGCAAGUUGUCGAUCGGAAGCGAGUCAGAGUCCGGUGUCGAUCAGUCCAACAUCGAGGAGAAGCCAGACCUAGGACCUCGAUGA